ACAUAAUAUUAUGUUUGUUAUCCAUGAAAUUAGAAGGUUAAUCGAAGGCAACUCUGUACAGCGUCAUCUAUAUUUUUUUGGGAAACAUAGCCUGGAAAAUCCCUCUCGGGGAUUUUGGUUUGGUAAAUGGGCAUUGGCAAUUGGCAAUCCUGCGGUCCUGUCAAGUCAAGCAGUGACAGUGACAUUGACAUAAUUAUCAUGCCGAGCAUUUCUGUGCCCAUUUGUUGAAUCGAAUGCUCCAAAAGAAUAAAAUUUGAUAUCAUAGCUAAGAUUUUAAUGCAGAACUUACUUGCGCCACGACAAUGUGGACUACAAAAACAUUUUUGACUAAAACGAAACGCGGAAACAUUCUGAAGAUCGUUCGCGAGCAUUACCUGCGCGAUGACCUGCUGUGUGGGUCAGCUGCCUGUGGCAUCUGCCCUCACAAAGACGACGAGUUUGUUCUCGACGCCAAGCCGCCGUCUAUAUGCGCGCUCUUCGAAGACCCACACUACUUAGUACUGGACACAAAUGUGAUUCUGCACCAGAUAGAUGUUUUGGAAGAGGAUGCUCUUACUGAUGUUAUCAUACUACAAACUGUACUAGAAGAAGUGAAGCAUCAGAAUACAGCCAUAUUUCAACGACUUCUUGAAAUAAUUGGCAAUAAGAAAAGAAGGUUUUAUUCAUUUGUAAAUGAACAUCAUAAAGACACUUAUGUGGAGAGGAAUCCAGGAGAAAAAGUCAAUGACAGGAAUGACCGAGCUAUUCGUAGAGCAGCAUCCUGGUAUGCAUCACAUUUGUCUGCUAACAAGCCAACAAGUCAAUGUGUGCAGAUUGUGUUGCUGACAGACGACGAAAAUAAUAGAAAACAGGCUAUUGAAGAGGGAAUUGUUUCUUGCACAGUUAAAGACUAUAUUGAGAAUGUAAAUGGCUUUCCUGGCCUUGUGGACAAAUUGUCUAAGAAUGUGAUACCAGAGAGUGUUUCUAAGGAUGCUCUGUAUCCUGCACAUUUGACACCAAACCAAAUUCAUGCUGGCAUUCGAGGUGGCCAGUUAUAUCAAGGAACAUUCCAUGCCUCCAGAGAUAACUUCUUGGAAGCCACUGCUGUUGUCAAUGGAUUUGAAAAGCCGAUUCUUUUACAAGGCCACAUUGGCAUCAAUCGGGCAGUAGAUGGCGAUGUGGUUGCUAUAGAAAUAUUCCCAGAGUCAGAGUGGAGGAAACCCAGUGACAUUGUCCUGGAGGAUAAGGCAGAUGACCCUGGGGACCUGUUGGAGGAAGAGGCGGUGUUGCUAAACGCUACUAAAUUGGAAAAAGUCACUGAUGACGAAAUUACUCCCACUGGGAAAGUUGUGGGCAUUAUCAGAAGGAAGUGGAGACAAUACUGCGGUAUUCUCAUGCCAAAUAGAUUUCCAGGUGCGGUGCGUCAUUUGUUCUGCCCGGCUGAGAAGCGCAUUCCGCGCGUGCGCAUAGAGACUCGUCAAAGCGACGUGCUGGCGGCGCAGCGGAUACUGGUAGCGCUUGACUCGUGGCCUAGGAACAGUCGAUACCCUCUCGGACACUUCGUCAGGGCUUUAGGACCUAUUGGCGAUAAAGACGCGGAGAAUGAAGUGAUCUUGUUGGAACACGACGUGCCACACGCGAGGUUCAGUGAAGCCGUGCUCGCGUGUCUGCCGCCGGAUGACUGGACUAUACCGCCUGAGGAAAUAAAGAAACGCGUGGAUCUGCGUUCGAUCUGCAUCUGCUCCGUGGACCCUCCGGGCUGCACGGAUAUCGACGACGCCCUGCACGCGCGACCCAUUGAGGGCACCACUGAUACCGGGCUCAAGAAGUUUGAGGUGGGAGUCCAUAUAGCAGAUGUGACGUACUUCGUGCGUCCUGAUACCGCAUUGGACAAAGAGGCGGCCUCGCGGUCCACCACCGUGUACUUAGUGGACAAGAGGAUAGACAUGGUGCCAGAUCUCCUCAGUUCCAAUUUAUGUUCGCUUCGCGGAGGCGAAGAGAGGUUGGCAUUCUCCUGUGUUUGGGAAAUCGAUGAAAACGCCAACGUUUUAUCGACUAAGUUCCACAAGAGCGUUAUCAAGUCAGCAGCGGCUAUGACGUACGAGGAGGCGCAAAUUGCCAUAGACGAUUCGAGUCGCCAUGACGAGAUAGCGCGCUCGUUGCGCACGCUGAACGCGCUUGCCAAGAAGCUCAAACAACGCCGCCUGGACAACGGAGCGCUGUUACUAGCCUCACCUGAGAUACGCUUCCAGGUGGAUUCAGAAACACACGACCCGGUAGAGGUGCAAGCGAAGAAGAUAGUGGACACUAACUCUAUGGUGGAAGAGUUCAUGUUGCUCGCGAACGUGUCGGUGGCCGAGAAGUUGGCUGCAGAGUACCCGCAGUGUGCGCUGCUGAGGCGGCACCCCGCGCCGCCGCCCGCCAACUUCCAUACCUUCCUGAAAGCUGCUAGACAACAGGGCUUCGAAUUAGACGUGUCGACGAACAAGUCGUUCUCCAAGUCUCUGAGCGAGGCGGUGAUUCCGGAGCGGCCGUUCUUCAACACUCUGCUGCGCAUCAUGGCGACGCGCUGCAUGCAACAAGCUCAGUACUUCUCCAGCGGCUCCAGGACACAGGACGAGUUUUAUCAUUACGGACUCGCUUGUCCUAUAUACACGCACUUCACCUCCCCGAUCAGAAGGUACGCGGACGUGAUCGUGCACCGGCUGCUGGCGGCGUGCGUGGGCGCCGACGUGACGCACGCCACGCUGCUGGACACGCGGCGCGCGGACGCGCUCUGCGACAACCUCAACUACCGCCACCGGCAGGCGCAGUACGCGGGCCGCGCCUCCGUCGCGCUCAACACCCAUAUCCUGUUCAAGGAUAGAGUGGAGAUAGAGUCGGCGGUGGUGUUAGCAGUUAAACGGAACGCGCUGCAAGUGCUUAUACCCAAGUACGGACUGGAGAGGCCGCUACUGCUGCCUAGUGACAAGUUCUCAUACAAUGAAGAGGAACAUCUACAAAGAUGUGGCGAUGUGGUACUGAGGACAUUUGAUGAGAUAACAGUCCGUCUAUCCCUGGACAGCACCAACCUACAACAUAGGAAACUCGUCUUCCAAUUGGUCAAGCCUCACGUCCCUGGAUUCAGCUACGUACCCGGGCAAGAGGAUACACCAGAAAGUAUGGAGGUGGAAGAAAUCAAAGACAGUAAAGAAAGUAAGAAAAGAAAAGAAGAAGUAAAAGAAACUAAGAGUAAGAAGAAACCUAAAAAGAAGUAGUACAAGUAUGUAUAAAUAAAUGUUCUUUUUUACU
Molecule: messenger RNA, 3270 nt
Organism: Pectinophora gossypiella (pink bollworm)
Lineage: Eukaryota; Metazoa; Arthropoda; Insecta; Lepidoptera; Gelechiidae
Gene: Dis3
Product: exosome complex exonuclease RRP44
Exons: 16
Coding region: 303-3236 (977 amino acids)
Biological process (GO): rRNA catabolic process
Cellular component (GO): cytoplasmic exosome (RNase complex); nuclear exosome (RNase complex)
Molecular function (GO): endonuclease activity; 3'-5'-RNA exonuclease activity; RNA binding
Source: RefSeq, a predicted model, not a curated record